Molecule: messenger RNA, 1192 nt
Organism: Colias croceus (clouded yellow)
Lineage: Eukaryota; Metazoa; Arthropoda; Insecta; Lepidoptera; Pieridae
Product: paired box protein Pax-6-like
Exons: 3
Coding region: 215-1192 (325 amino acids)
Biological process (GO): regulation of transcription by RNA polymerase II
Molecular function (GO): RNA polymerase II transcription regulatory region sequence-specific DNA binding; DNA-binding transcription factor activity, RNA polymerase II-specific
Source: RefSeq, a predicted model, not a curated record
UAGUUCGCACAUUAGAAUGAGUUAGUCGAAUUAUUUAAUUAUGGUAAUUCAAUAAGUUGGUGAAUUAAUAACAAUGAUUAGAUUCAAUCGAAGUUGAACUGGACGUUAACAUUUAUCCAAAUUGUACUAGACGUUGAUUGGAAAAACGAAAAACACUUUUCAUUUGAUUUUGUGAUAUUUGAGUUUUGAGUGGGUGUAAUAUUUUUACACUACAAUGGACGAAAAUAAAGACACGCACCAUGGUAGCCGCCAAAACUUACCCGCAAAGCACUGCGAACCAAAAAUUACACAGAUAAACUAUAACACAAACACACAUCCAGAAAACAACAAUUUGCUACAUAUGAUAAAAUGUCAUGAGGAUAGCUUACUGCGCCUUCACCACCUUACAGCGGGCAGACAGUUAAAUAACUACGAAGCACCAAAUCAAUACGAUUUAUCAUGGUACCAGAAAGAUUUACAACGUCAAUACAUAAAGCCAAUGGAUUACGUGACCUACGAGGAUAUGAGGAGAAAGUUCGAUGAAGCCAAGAACACAAAAGAACAUAAAGAAUCGGAAGAAGAAAAAGACUCGAAAGAUGAGAGAAAGAAGCCCAGAAGGAACAGAACUACGUUUACAAGCCAGCAAUUGGCAGCCCUUGAAAAGGUGUUUGAGAAGACUCACUAUCCUGAUGCUUUUGUGCGGGAGGACUUGGCGUCUAGGGUCAAUUUAACUGAAGCUAGAGUGCAGGUUUGGUUUCAAAAUAGACGAGCAAAGUUCAGGCGCAACGAAAGAUCGGCUCUUUCAACCCACAGGAGUUCAACAAGUCAGAGUUCCCCCGAGCCUCUACCUGUACCCAUUGGAAUACCUCAAUCCGAUAACAGGCAGGAUAGCAUCACUCGUACAAAAGAACCUUGGCUGCACCACUUUCAAACAAACAAUCUUAAUUUUAAUUUAGGUCUCCCUAUAACAAACUCUGGGAUAUACCAGAACGACUAUUCAUUGAUGAUGCAAAAUGUUAAUAACAGACAAUAUGUGCCUAAUAACACGCUUAUGGGUCAGAGUAUGAGUAAUUAUGGUAAUGCGACGGAAAAUAAUUAUGGGUCUUGUGCGCUUAUGGGCUAUGGUGGAUCACUUCAGCCGCAUCAUAGUUCAUAUAAUCUAAACUUACGGCUUCGUCCGCACGAUUUUAGUAUAAAUAACAUAACUUUAUAG